Molecule: messenger RNA, 912 nt
Organism: Alexandromys fortis (reed vole)
Lineage: Eukaryota; Metazoa; Chordata; Mammalia; Rodentia; Cricetidae
Product: taste receptor type 2 member 104-like
Exons: 1
Coding region: 1-912 (303 amino acids)
Biological process (GO): sensory perception of taste; G protein-coupled receptor signaling pathway; detection of chemical stimulus involved in sensory perception of bitter taste
Cellular component (GO): membrane
Molecular function (GO): G protein-coupled receptor activity; bitter taste receptor activity
Source: RefSeq, a predicted model, not a curated record
AUGCUGAGUGCAAUGGAAGGCAGCCUCCUUUUUGUUGCUACUACUGAGGCUGUGAUGGGAGUUUUGGGGAGCUCAUUUAUUGCACUUGUAAACUGUACAAACUGGAUCAGGAGCAAGAAGCUCUCUAAAAUUGACUUUAUUCUCACUGGCUUGGCAUUCUCCAGGAUCUUUACCAUAUGGUUAAUAACUUUAGAUGCAUACUCAAAGGUUUUAUUUCAGGAUAUGUUUAUGACUAGUGAUCUAAGUAAAUGCAUAUAUUACAUAUGGGUAAUUAUUAUCUGCCUGAACAUCUGGCUUGCCACCAGUCUCAGCAUCUUCUAUCUCCUGAAGAUAGCAAAUUUUUCCCACUCCAUUUUUCUAUGGUUAAAGAGGAGAACUGAUAAAGUUUUUGCCUUUCUAAUAGGAUGCUUAAUUAUAGUGUGGCUAACUUCCUUUCCACUAGCUGCAAAGGUGAUUAACGAUGUUAAAAUGAGCAACACAUCCUGGCUGAAAGCGAGUUACAUCCUGGAGAAAAGCGAGUUACUGAUAAGCUGUGUUUUUGCCAAUAUGGGAGUCAUUUCCCUCUUUGUGAUGGCCCUGACUGCAUGUUUCCUGUUAAUUAUUUCCCUUUGGAGACACACCAGGCGGAUGCAAUCACAUGACUCAAGAUUCUGGGACCUCAACAGAGAAGCUCAUGUGAAAGCCAUGAAAGUUUUAAUUUCAUUUAUCAUACUCUUUACCUUACAUUUUAUGGGAUUUUUCAUAGAAGGAUUAUGCUUGUUUCUCACAGAAAACAAACUUCUGUUUAUUUUUGGUUUCACAAUGGUAUCCAUGUAUCCCUGCUGCCACUCGUUUAUUCUAAUUCUAACAAAUAGCCAGCUGAAGCAAGCCUUGAUAAGGGUACUGAAGAGAUUAAAGUGCUGUGAGACUUAA